AUGAAGGGUUGUACAUCGGAAACCAACACGCGCUCAGCAGGCAUGAAGGGUUGUACAUUGGAUACCAACACGUGCUCACAGGGCAUGAAGGGUUGUACAUUGGAUACCAACACGCGCUCACAGGGCAUGAAGGGUUGUACAUUGGAUACCAACACGCGCUCACAGGGCAUGAAGGGUUGUACAUCGGAUACCAACACGUGCUCACAGGGCAUGAAGGGUUGUACAUUGGAUACCAACACGCGCUCACAGGGCAUGAAGGGUUGUACAUUGGAUACCAACACGCGCUCACAGGGCAUGAAGGGUUGUACAUUGGAUACCAACACGCGCUCAGCAGGCAUGAAGGGUUGUACAUUGGAUACCAACACGCGCUCACAGGGCAUGAAGGGUUGUGCAUCGGAUACCAACACGCGCUCACCAGGCAUGAAGGGUUGUACAUCGGAUACCAACACGUGCUCAGAGGGCAUGAAGGGUUGUACAUCGGAUACCAACACGCGCUCACCAGGCAUGAAGGGUUGUACAUCGGAUACCAACACGCGCUCACAGGGCAUGAAGGGUUGUACAUCGGAUACCAACACGUGCUCACAGGGCAUGAAGGGUUGUACAUCGGAUACCAACACGCGCUCACAGGGCAUGAAGGGUUGUACAUCGGAUACCAACACGCGCUCACAGGGCAUGAAGGGUUGUACAUCGGAUACCAACACGCGCUCACAGGGCAUGAAGGGUUGUACAUCGGAUACCAACACGCGCUCACAGGGCAUGAAGGGUUGUACAUCGGAUACCAACACGCGCUCACAGGGCAUGAAGGGUUGUACAUCGGAUACCAACACGCGCUCACCAGGCAUGAAGGGUUGUACAUCGGAUACCAACACGCGCUCACAGGGCAUGAAGGGUUGUACAUCGGAUACCAACACGUGCUCACAGGGCAUGAAGGGUUGUACAUCGGAUACCAACACGUGCUCACAGGGCAUGAAGGGUUGUACGUUGGAUACCAACACGCGCUCACAGGGCAUGUAG
This is a messenger RNA of Mya arenaria, 1014 nucleotides long. RefSeq lists its product as uncharacterized. The record is from RefSeq and is a predicted model, not a curated record. The transcript has a single exon. Lineage: Eukaryota; Metazoa; Mollusca; Bivalvia; Myida; Myidae. The coding region runs from base 1 to 1014 and encodes 337 amino acids.